Loa loa (African eye worm) is the source of this 849-nucleotide messenger RNA. RefSeq lists its product as hypothetical. The record is from RefSeq and is a predicted model, not a curated record. The coding region runs from base 1 to 849 and encodes 282 amino acids. The transcript is spliced from 3 exons. NCBI's taxonomy places the organism in Eukaryota, Metazoa, Nematoda, Chromadorea, Rhabditida, Onchocercidae.
AUGAAAAGAAGAGGAGACGUGAAUGCAACAGCAAAUGUACGCAAAAAUGGCCAACUACCAUUGGUUUCUGUCCCAUUCAUCCUAACUGAUAAAUUCCAACCGAUCAUUUUGAGAAACAAAUUAGGACAGUCACAAUUUGUUCGUCCUCGAAAACUGAUCGGAAAAACUUCGUCAGAAGGAAUGAAAAAAAUUUUGGAUCAAGAGAGGACACGGUUUCAACUGCAAUGGUUCAACUUCAGACAUAGACCGUUUAAUUUCUCGAAUCAACUUCCGAUGAUUAUGAAAAUCGAUGCAACAAGUCAUCUACUAUCUCUAACAACCACAGGAUCACCUAUAGCACCUCUUUUACAAAAUAAAAACAAUUUCGAUCUAGAAAGUAGAGAUCUGAAAUUAUUUGGUCGUAAUAAGUUCCGUUCAAAAUUCCUCCAAGAAGUGCCCUUAACAACCGUUGAUAUUUUUGGUGUUAAAAGCAGUACUCCUAGAACGAUGGCACUCGAGCAACAAUCGCAACAAGAGACUCAGCACGUCAUAUUCCAAAACGUUGAGCAAACUUCAGCAAGUCAAUUUUUCGAAUUAAAAAUUCUUAUCAAAGUAACGGGAUCGGUGCUUCCAACGACGAUAACGGUAGUAGAGGUUCACACUUCACCGCCAUUCACCGUUCAGUCUUCCCUUCCUGUUGCGCAACUUGUUCCGAGUUUAUCACAAAGUUUGUCAAGCAGUGCUGCACCACCUGGUUUCUCACCACCCAACGAUGAAGUGGUUGCGCAGCUGAACGACGCUCAAAACUUCCAUGCAUUAGCAGAACUUAUGCAACUCAGGCGACAUUUUAGUAGAAACGGCACUAAUUAA